UGGGUUCCGAUCUCGUUGCAGUUGUCUUUUGAAAUUCGAAAUAAAUGUUUCUGGUCGAAACGGAGAAGAAACAAAACAGUCGAUAGAAUUUUUUCUACGAUGUCUGUAUUGAAAGGCUUGCAGAUAACGCGUCAAAUAUCGAUACUUUCAAGGCUUUGGUCUGGGGCAGAAGCACAACACACCAGCAAUGCAGAAAUUAAAGUGAGGAAAAUUUUGAAACAGAAGUUUCCUACUGCAAAAGUAAUAGAAGUUACAGAUAUCUCUGGUGGAUGUGGUGCCAUGUUUGAGAUUAUGGUGGAAGCUCAAGAAUUCAAAGGACUGAAGACUGUGAAGCAACAUAGGCUCGUUAAUGAAGCUCUCAAGGAAGAAAUCAAAGACAUGCACGGACUAAGGAUUCACACGUCGGUUCCAUCUUGAUGGUGAAGUGGAUGCGACUGAUGCUCGUAUUAAUUUUUAUUAUGUGAUAUGUAAAUAAUUUAGUGGUGUACGCACCUUAAAAGUGUAUGUUGAACAGUUGAGAAUGUGAGACAAUGCUUAUUGGUUAUAAAGUACAAAACAAGCAGAUUUGAUGAUUAAGUUGAGCUCUCUUUCAAAUAUUAUUGAUGCUGAUAACUUUGUUAACUGUAAUAAGUUUAGAGGUACGAUCUUGCCUGGAAAAUAGUUUUUACGUUUUUCCCCUUGGGAAUGUUCCCAGAAAAAUUAAAUUUUUGAAGAAAUGUUUAAAAUAUCAGUUAAAUCUUUAAUAAAUUUUUUUUUUCAGAUCAAUUUCAGUACCCUCUCAGCAACAUUAAUCUGUAACUGCAUACCAUAAUUCAUAAUGCACGGCUGUACUUAAGUGUUGACUUGAGAAAAUAUAGUCCAGCAAUAUCUUACUAGAUAGUCUUGUUAAUUAAUGUGUAAAAUUUUAAACUAUGCAGUAUAAAAAAUUACUAACAAAAAUAUUAAAAUACAACCAAAAUAGACUUGUCCCAACAAUACUGCUUGCUGGCGGUUCACAGUAGGUUUUUGUGUUCUGUGAUAAAUGACUUGUAUCUUUACAGCAAAUUGCUCAAAUGUUUGAAUGGUUCUAUGUUUUGUCUCUGGUGCAAAGGUAGAAUUGCUGUUUCAAAUAAUUAGAAUAAACAAUCAGCAUAUUUA
Bacillus rossius redtenbacheri is the source of this 1137-nucleotide messenger RNA. Its product is annotated as bolA-like protein 3. The coding region runs from base 100 to 417 and encodes 105 amino acids. The transcript is spliced from 4 exons. Gene Ontology annotation, cellular component: mitochondrial matrix. The record is from RefSeq and is a predicted model, not a curated record. NCBI's taxonomy places the organism in Eukaryota, Metazoa, Arthropoda, Insecta, Phasmatodea, Bacillidae.